AUGGUAGAAGCUUCUGCACUUGUGCUUAUAAGAGAACCAGAAGAACUAGAAGAACCAAAAGGACCAGAAAGAUGUAUUCUUGCUUCUUACGCUGCUUCGUUAUCAUUACCAUUCUAUCAAUUUGGUGACAACAUAACAACCAGGCAAAUUAAAAACUUAUUAUCGGCAUACUUAAAUCAGAUUACUGAGACCGAGAGCUUAGUUAAUAUUUAUUGCGAUAGAUUUUUUGCUGAGAACAAGACGGUAGUGCUAGCUGCUAGCCAGAAAAAUUUCUGCAUUUUAAUGAUGAUUUUUGCAAAUGAGAGAAGAAUAAUCCGUCAAUUUAGCAGCAAUAAACUGACGGAUCAAACAACUGUUGUUUACAACAACAAACUGAGAAAUCAUAAUGAUGCCAGGAGGAGUAAAUUAUCAUGA
Loa loa (African eye worm) is the source of this 414-nucleotide messenger RNA. RefSeq lists its product as hypothetical. Lineage: Eukaryota; Metazoa; Nematoda; Chromadorea; Rhabditida; Onchocercidae. Bases 1 to 414 code for a protein of 137 amino acids. The transcript has 4 exons. The record is from RefSeq and is a predicted model, not a curated record.